AUGCAUACUGCGUCUUUCCUAGCUACAGCCCUGGCUGCUCAAGCGGCCAGAGCCCAUCUCAUUAUGAACACUCCCAUCCCUUACAACUACCACGGGACCAGCUCCCUCGUUCAAGUCGAUCCUCUUGGGGCGCUUCCCUUCCCAUGCCAGGGCAACACCGAUGUUGUCGAGGUGACAUCCAUGCAGGCCGGUACCGAGCAGCUCGUUAAGUUCACCGGCGGUGCCCAGCAUGGUGGCGGUUCUUGCCAGUUCAGUGUCACCUAUGACUUCCCGCCCCCGGCUGACAAGUCAAAGUGGAAGACAAUCUACACUUUGAUUGGAGGGUGUCCUGUCUCUGCAGCUGGCAACUUGCCCGCCGCCCAACCUGAUCAAGACGGCCGUGCUGACUCUCCCAGUGCGACAAUGAUUCUGGAGUCGAGUGCACAGUUCAACGUUCCUAUCCCGAAGGAUAUGCCAAACGGGAACGCUACCUUCGCCUGGACUUGGUACAACAAGAUCGGCAAUCGUGAGGUCUACAUGAACUGCGCCCCUGUCAAGAUCAGCGGUGGCUCCGACGAUACGACCUUUUUCAACUCGCUUCCUCAGAUGUUCGUGGCCAACAUUCGCGGUGAGUGUACCACCAACAAUGGUGUUCUCAACAUUCCCAAUCCUGAUAAGUUCGGAAAGGUUCUUGAGCAACCUGCUCCCGGCAGCGAGGGGACUUGCGAGAAGGCUGCUGGCGUUCCUACUUUCGACGGAGACUCUGGGGCUGCUCGUGCUCCUGCUCCCACUCAAGGUAAGUCGUCUACUUUGAUCACCUCUACUAGCUCUGCCACCGUCCCUCCCACUGCUACCUCUCCAGAGGAGGAUAUUACAACAAUCACACCUACUUCUUUGGAGACCUCAGUUGUGGUUAUUCUCACUACAACCCCUGCCGUCGUCAUUCCGGAGUUGGUCGGCGUUCCUUGCUCCCCAGAGGGUAGGCUCUUGUGCUUCUCGCCAUCCGAGUUUGGAAUCUGCAACGGAGGUAUUGCUACAUCUCAGGCAGUGGCUCCUGAUACGACUUGUUCAUUUGGGACCCCUUUGAGCAAGAAGAGCGUCAAGUAUGUCUCCAAAGUUGUAGUCGUGGGACCUAGGCAAAUCACUGCCAUCACUCCUAUCGAAGACAAGCCCACCAAGAUUAGUGCUAUCACUCCCAUCGAUGAUUCCACCAAGAUCAGCGCCAUCACCCCUAUUGACGAGCCUACCAAGAUCAGUGCCAUCACUCCUAUUGAGGACCCCACCAAGCUCACCACCAUCAUCCCAAUUGAGCCUACUAGCAGACUCACUACAAUUAUUCCCAUUGACCCCACAACUGAGUUUCCUUCCAGUGGUGGUGCUCUGCCCACUCCUGCCCCGGCUCCUGUCCCGGCUCCAGCUCCUGUCCCAGCUCCCGCCCCUCCUCCUCUCAGGGGAACUCCCUGCAACAAGGUUGGCGGCUUCUGCUUCUGUAAGGUGGCAGGCAAGGUAUUUCCUCAGCUUGUCCCUAUGGGAGCUAUCUGCACCUAA
Molecule: messenger RNA, 1527 nt
Organism: Podospora pseudopauciseta
Lineage: Eukaryota; Fungi; Ascomycota; Sordariomycetes; Sordariales; Podosporaceae
Source: RefSeq, a predicted model, not a curated record